This is a messenger RNA of Gilbertella persicaria, 1011 nucleotides long. RefSeq names its product inorganic pyrophosphatase. The transcript is spliced from 7 exons. Gene Ontology annotation, cellular component: cytoplasm; nucleus. Lineage: Eukaryota; Fungi; Mucoromycota; Mucoromycetes; Mucorales; Choanephoraceae. Bases 96 to 956 code for a protein of 286 amino acids. Gene Ontology annotation, molecular function: inorganic diphosphate phosphatase activity; magnesium ion binding. The record is from RefSeq and is a predicted model, not a curated record. Gene Ontology annotation, biological process: phosphate-containing compound metabolic process.
UUUGAUAACUGAUAUGGCGGCGUCAUCACAAGUUAAUUAAAGGGAAAGCCCUACACUUUUUUUUUGUUAUUUCUCUUUUGUUUUUUUCAUCAAAGAUGUCUGAUAUCACUACUCGCCAAGUCGGUGCCCUUUACUCUCUUGACUACAAGCUCUACUUUGAAAAGAACGGUGUCCCCGUCUCUCCUUUCCACGAUAUCCCUCUUUUCGCCAAUGCUGAAAAGAACGUCUUCAACAUGGUUGUUGAAAUCCCUCGUUGGUCCAACGCUAAGCUUGAAAUCUCCAAGGAAAAUGCUAUGAACCCUAUUAUCCAAGAUACCAAGAAAGGUAAGCUUAGAUUCGUUCGUAACUGUUUCCCCCACAAGGGUUACAUCUGGAACUAUGGUGCCUUCCCCCAAACUUGGGAAGACCCUAACCACUCUCACCCCGAAACCAAGGCUCGUGGUGAUAACGAUCCUAUCGAUGUCAUUGAAAUUGGUGAGCAAGUUGCUUAUCCCGGUCAAAUCAAGCAAGUCAAGAUCCUUGGUGUCAUGGCUCUCUUAGAUGAAGGUGAAACUGAUUGGAAGGUCAUUGCUAUUGAUGUCAACGAUCCUUUGGCUUCCAAGUUGAACGAUAUCGAAGAUGUUGAAAAGUACCUUCCUGGUCUUGUUCGUGCCACCAACGAAUGGUUCCGUAUUUACAAGAUUCCCGAUGGUAAGCCCGAAAACGUUUUCGCUUUCAGUGGUGAAGCCAAGAACAAGAAGUACGCUACUGAUAUCGUUCUUGAAACCCACGAAGCCUGGAAGGGUCUCAUCAACGGUACCUCUGACAAGAAGGACAUUGAAGUUGUCAACACCUCUGUUGAAGAAUCUCCCUUCAAGCAAGAUACUGUUGAAAUCCCUGCUGCUUCUCCCGAACCUGCUGCUCCUAUUGAUCCCUCUAUUGACAAGUGGUUCUUCAUCUCUGGCCACACUUUGUAAAUUCCUUUCUUAAGUUAAUUCAAUAAAGAACAAAAGCUCUUUUGUAACAAGUCCA